GUUUGCUUCAAUGGUGAGCCUAUUGGUUAAGAUCAGUAGUCAGUAGUGGAGUUAGAUUAUAUUUGACGCGAAUUCCUUUUAAUUGAUAAUAAGUUAUGAUAUCUUCUGAGAAUGUUAUAAUGUACGAACAGCAUGCACACAGUGUAUAGUGAUCAAGAAUUGGAGCAAAUAUAUAUAUAUGGUUUAUUUUGUAACAAACUAAUAUAGUACCCUAAGUUAGUCAAACUCAAAGUAUCCGAUCUUAGAAGUUAGACUACAAAUCACAGUUUCGACCACACACGAUCAUACAUAUGCAGUGUCACUGAAUGUCAGUGCCAAAUAUCUGUGCCCAACUCUCUUUUGAAAUUAAAUUUGGAGCCAGAAUAAUUCAGGUACCAUCACUUAUACCUUCAUCAACACAUUCUACAUGGAAGUACUUCAGAUAAAAUAAAAACAGGCUUAGUUUUGUUUCCUACAUGAGAGAAAGAAAACAUCUUUAUUAAGUGCAGUUUUUACCUUUUAUAAUUACAAGAAAGUCAAAACAAAAGGUUACUCUGCUGAAUGAUCCUGCUACUCUUAAGAUUAUGGCAGAUCCAUAAAGAGUGUUGUUAGAACAGUCCUUUUUUUUUAUCCACUUUGAAGAAUGUUUGCUGCAGCCAGUCGAGAUUCGGAACCCAUUUAUGAUUUUGAAAAUGAAGAAAGUGCAUUGAAAUGGAAAGGAUUACUUACAAGUGCCUUGCAGAAGGUCCAGUUUCAAGUCCAUCCAACUUUGACUGCUAAGGAUGGUGCUCUCAAGUAUGUUGAAUCUCUUAUAUUUCGCUUAUUGGGGAUGCUUUCAGCAGCUCAACCCCAUACAAUACAGGAUGUGGAGGAAAGAGUGCAGAAAACCUUUCCUCACCCCAUUGACAAAUGGGCCAUUGCAGAUGCUCAGAGUGCCAUAGAAAAAGGCAAAAAAAAGUCUCCUCUUGUGUUGCCUGUUGAAAGAAUUCAUCCAUUACUGCAAAAAGAGGUUCUAGGCUACAAAAUAGACAUGCAGAUGACACAGUACAUUGUUGCUGUUUUGGAAUACAUAUCUGCAGACAUACUUAAGUUGGCAGGAAACUAUGUGAAAAACAUUCGUCACUCAGAAAUUACCUGUCAAGAUGUGAAAGUUGCAAUGUGUGCAGAUAAGGUGUUGAUGGACAUGUUUUAUAAAGAUGAAGAUGUUUCCUUAAGCAUGGAAGAGGAGCCUAGUAGAAGAACAUCGUUAACACAUGAUGAAGUGAUUAAAGACUUGAUUCAUGAGGAAAAACAAUACAUCCGUGACCUGAGCAUGAUCAUCAAAGUUUUUAGAGAUUCCCUUACUCCUAUUGUCCAUACAAAAAAAGUAAGAGAACUGGACACUAUUUUCAGCAACAUCACUGAGAUUUAUGAUGUCUCUGUCAAUUUGCUUGGGUUAUUUGAAGAUGCUGUGGAGAUGUCAGAUGAAAGGAGGAGUCCUGCUAUUGGUUCAUGCUUUGAAGAAAUGGCAGAGGAUGCAGAAUUUGAUGCUUAUGAGAAAUAUGCAAGAGAAAUUUGGUCAUCUCGAAGUAAAGAAACAUUAAUGUCUCUUCUACAGUGUCCUGAUGUUGUUCCUUGCUUACAUACUGCAGGACAUGGAUUUAUCUUGGCUGUAAAGUAUGUUCUGCCACAGCUACUCUUUGGUCCAAUACUUCAUUGUUUCCACUACUUUGACUCAAUCAAGGUUCUGAAGAAGUUAACUCCUUUAGAUGAAGACAGAGAAAGUCUUCAACAAGCUGAGGGUUUGUUGCAGCCUCUUAAAGUGGAACUAGAGAGAAUAUUUGGCAGUACAUUACCUAAAAAGAAAGCAGGGGAAUCCUUCUUCCGAAUAAAUGGUAGGAUGAGCCGUCAGGCUGCUCUUCAGAAGAUGAAUGAACUUCAGAAAAGUAUAGAUGGUUGGGAGGGAAAAGAUAUUGGUCAGUGUUGCAACGAAUUUAUUAUGGAGGGUGUGCUUGGGAAAGUGGGCUCAGGGAAAAGGUUGACUGAGCGUCAUGUGUUCCUUUUUGAUGGUUUAAUGGUUUUAUGUAAGCCUAAUAACAAACGAACUAGUGUGACAGGGCCUGUUGGAGAGUUCCGUCUUAAAGAACGUUAUUUGCUUAGAAAAAUAGAAGUAAUAGACAGAGAAGACACAGAUGAACUCAAAUUUGCCUUUGAAAUAGCUCCUAGAGACCAACCUCACAUUAUAUUGUUUGGUAAGAGUCUAGAAGAAAAAUCUAUCUGGAUGGCUAAUCUCAUUCUUUUAGAUACAAGAAGUAUGCUAGAAAGAACUCUAGACAGCAUCCUCUUAGGUGAAGAGAAGAAACAUCCUCUGAGGUUACCUCCUCCUGAAGAGUACAGGUUUGCAGUUGAGGACUCUGAAAGCAACAUAAUCUUUGAAGAGGGCAAGACAAAUGCUGGAGUACCACUGAUCAAAGGAGCCACGCUACUGAAGCUGGUAGAGAGACUGACCUAUCACAUGUAUGCUGAUCCCAUGUUUGUGCGCACAUUUCUGACAACGUUUCGAUCUUUCUGUCAACCCCAAGAGCUGCUAGAUCUACUUAUUGAAAGAUUCAAUAUUCGAGAAUUACCACCACCUUCAACUUUGGUAAAUGGGGUGAUUGAUGGAAUGGAGCAAGAAAACUUGAGGAACUCGUACCGUGAAGAUCUGAAACGGUUUAGGAAAGAAUAUAGUCAACCUGUGCAACUUAGGUAAACUGUUAUUUCUGAUCCCUAUAUUGAAGGAAUAUAUUUAGACAUUAGUUCUGUUAUUUACUGAAGUGAAGAGCAGGGAUAGAAAGUUUCUGUAUCUUAUUAUAAUAAUAAUAACAUAACUGAAAGCAAAAUAUGAUCAUAAGUAUGAUAAUGAAGGUUUAUAGGUACUUCUAAUGACUGAACAACCCAGUGACUUGUAUGUGCUAGAUCAGUACUGGGCUGGUGUUAGUUUGUAGCAUAAAGAAGAGUAGCAAUACAUCUGUC
Molecule: messenger RNA, 2973 nt
Organism: Limulus polyphemus (Atlantic horseshoe crab)
Lineage: Eukaryota; Metazoa; Arthropoda; Merostomata; Xiphosura; Limulidae
Product: son of sevenless homolog 2-like
Exons: 16
Coding region: 623-2710 (695 amino acids)
Cellular component (GO): nucleosome; cytoplasm
Molecular function (GO): structural constituent of chromatin; guanyl-nucleotide exchange factor activity; DNA binding
Source: RefSeq, a predicted model, not a curated record